This is a messenger RNA of Passer domesticus (house sparrow), 5549 nucleotides long. It is a transcript of the gene LRRFIP1, whose product is annotated as LRR binding FLII interacting protein 1. The record is from RefSeq and is a predicted model, not a curated record. The transcript is spliced from 21 exons. Lineage: Eukaryota; Metazoa; Chordata; Aves; Passeriformes; Passeridae. Gene Ontology annotation, molecular function: RNA polymerase II cis-regulatory region sequence-specific DNA binding; DNA-binding transcription factor activity, RNA polymerase II-specific. The coding region runs from base 128 to 4156 and encodes 1342 amino acids. Gene Ontology annotation, biological process: regulation of transcription by RNA polymerase II.
GGUGCCGGCCGCGCCGGCGGAGGCGGCGGAGGGAGCGGGAGGGUCGCUCGGGGCCGGCGGGCAGCGGCUCCGGCUGCGGGUUCGGCUGCGCUCCGGACCGGACCGGGCCGGUCGGGACCGCCGCGCCAUGGGGACGCCGGGCGCCGGACGCAAGCGGCUGCCGAACCGGGAGCGCCUGACGGCGGAGGACGAUGCGCUCAACCAGAUCGCCCGCGAGGCUGAAGCCAGACUCGCGGCGAAGCGAGCGGCGCGGGCGGAGGCGCGGGAGAUCCGGAUGAAAGAGCUGGAGAGGCAGCAGAAGGAGAUCUAUCAGGUGCAGAAGAAAUAUUAUGGGCUGGAUACUAAGUGGGGAGACAUCGAGCAAUGGAUGGAAGACAGUGAGCGUUAUUCCCGUAGAGCCCGAAGAAAUGCCUCGGCUUCGGAUGAAGAUGAGCGCAUGUCAGUGGGUAGCCGUGGAAGCCUGAGGUCUCAUUUGGAUUAUGCCAGCACCUACCCAGUGGCUGGAUUAGAGAGUGAGAGGACCAAAAAGAAGAACUACUCCAAAGCAACCAAUGGUUAUGAGGAAGACGUGUAUGGAUCAUCCCAGAGUAGAAAAUCUAGCAGGGCUUCCUACUACUCUGACCUGGGUCUCCCCAACAGCAGCUAUGCUUCCACAUCUCAACUUUCUUCCCAAAAUGGAAAUUGGCCCUCCCUGCUGUACAGCGAUGCCCUGCCAGCCAGGAGUUACAGGGCCUCUGUGUACGAGGAGAGCGUUUACAGCGGGAGCCGCCGCUAUAGUGCCCCCAGCUCCCGCGCUCCUUCCGAGUACAGCUGCUACCUUGGUUCGGGAUCUCGGGCAUCCUCCAGAGCCAGCUCUGCUCGGGCCAGUCCAGUGAUUGAGGAAAGGCCAGAAAAGGACUUUGAGAAGGGAGCACGAACUGUCUCAAGUUUAUCAGCAGCUACCUUGGCUUCUCUGGGAGGGACAUCUUCACGGAGAGGCAGUGGGGACACGUCCAUCUCAGCUGACACAGAGGCAUCCAUCAGGGAAAUCAAGGACUCUCUAGCUGAAGUUGAGGAGAAAUACAAGAAGGCUAUGGUGUCAAAUGCUCAGCUGGACAAUGAGAAAACCAAUUUCAUGUACCAGGUGGACACCCUGAAGGAUGCGCUCUUAGAGUUAGAGGAACAGCUGGCAGAAUCCAGGAGGCAAUAUGAAGAGAAAAGUAAAGAAUUUGAGAGGGAGAAGCACGCUCAUAGCAUAUUGCAGUUUCAGUUCAUGGAAAUCAAAGAGGCUUUGAAGCAGAGAGAAGAAAUGCUUGCAGAAAUCCAACAGCUGCAACAGAAACAGCAGAGCUAUGUCAGGGAAAUUUCUGAUCUUCAGGAGACAAUAGAGUGGAAAGACAAAAAAAUAGGGGCACUAGAGAGGCAGAAAGAUUUCUUUGAUUCCAUAAGGAGUGAGCGGGAUGACCUUAGAGACGAAGUGGUUGUGCUGAAGGAGCAACUGAAGAAACAUGGAAUAAUCCCAGACUCUGAUGUAGCCACCAACGGGGACACAUCAGACAUUCUGGAUAACGAAGGACACUUGGAUUCUUCCCGAACUGCCCCAGGCACCACUCAGGCAUUAAAGACAGGAGGGGAGGGCAUGCUAGGCAAAGCCAAUGAAGUGGAGAUGAAAAAUGAGAUUUUGGAGGAUGUGGGGAAAAGAGAAAUCUUGCAGAAUACUGAGCAUGAGGAACACAAAGAGGAGUCUGAGGAGGAGGAAGUACAGACAUUGCAUGCUGCUGAAAAUGCAAAGGCAGAACAAAUGGUUGAAGAACGGGACGCCCUGCCAGCAGUGAUGCUACCAGAGAGUAGGUUUGCAGAGCAAGCCCAAAGCCUCACAGAACCUGUGUCAGGGAGCACUUCUUCAAACAGUGACACUGACACAGAUGGCUUGAGAAAGGUCACAGAGUCCAGGGGCACAACAGUCCAGCAGCCUGAGAGUACAGAGGCUGAACACCAUGACUUGAGUGCAAGGACAAAUGAGAACCUGGAGCUGGGCUCUCUGCAAGGCCACCCCGUUUUUGAGACUCCUCAGGAAAUGCUUUGUGACUCAGGUACAGAGCAGGAGCUGGGAGAAGCUGCACCCAGCCAGGAAGAAGAAGAGGAUGUUGAAACCAGCCAUGCCCUGAGUGAUGAUGAAAUGGAUGAAGGAUCUGACAGUACAAGUGAGAGCAGUGAGUUGGUUUCUAACCAGGCAGGGCUACCUGAGGGAGCAGUGGCAGGCUUGCUCAGGGAAGGGGGAAAUGUGGAGAGUUCCACUCCAGAGGAACCCCAGCACUCAGAAGAAAGUGCUGAAAACAAGGUUGCAGAUGUCUUGGAGGAAAAGCUUGUUGACUGCAGUGAUGGGAGAAGUGAUAAAACAGCAGGUGACAGAGCUGAGGAAGAAGCUGAGGUUGGGAACACAGUUCAGGGUCAGCCGAGGGAAACUGAGUCUGUGGGUUUGGAGGGGACAGAGCCAUGUGAAAGGGAUGUCCCAGCAGAGCCACUUGGAAAGGAAGGUGGAGAACAUCAGGCAUUCAUCCAACCAGCUUCUUCAGAGGACAGUGCUUCAGCAUCCCCAGAGGAACCAAGUACACAAGGUAAAACUGAAGAUGAAACUGCUACAGCUGAGAAGGAUGGACAGAAGGAAGAAUUGAUGGAAGAGCUGGAGAAGUGUUCAGGUUCUGCUGAAACAGGCAAGCAAGGUGUGGCAUCUGUGGAGGCAGGAGGCUGCAUUCCCGAGGGACAGGGAGGUGAGCUGAAGGAGGCACAGCCAGGAACAGAGGUUGUGACAGAGGUGACCACUCAGGAAACCCAUUUAGACCUGAGUCUUUUAGAGGAUGAAAUGAAGGAGUCAGAAUUGGAAACAGGGGAUGAGGCUGGGGAAGGACAGGAAGGUAGGACAGAACUGGUAGAAGACUUUAAUCCAAAGGCAGAGGUUCAAUCAAGUCAGUGUAGUGAAGAAAAAGCAGAUGGUACAGAGGGAGAGAAAAAUGUUCCUUCAGAGGGUGAAGUGCAGAAGGUGGUUAAACAAGCAGAAUGUGAAUCUGAGGAGGAGUCAGGUGUAGGUGUUAUUGUAGCUACUGAAAACAAAGCCAGUAAAGAAACACUGAAAGAAAAUGAGCAAGAGGUAGAGCUUGCAGACCACCCUGGUGGGGAAUUUGCUUCUGAGGAAGGUGCAAAUAAUGCCCUGGAACAGAAACCUGUGCAGGAUGAAAACAUUAGUGAACAAGUUAAAGUGGAGGAAGGUGCAAAUAAUUCCCUGGAACAGAAACCUGUGCAGGAUGAAGACAUUAGUGAACAAGUUAAAGUGGAGGAAAGUGCAAAUAAUUCCCUGGCACAGAAACCUGUGCAGGAUGACAACAUUAGUGAACAAGUGAAAUUGGAGGCAGGUGAAAAUAAUUCCCUGUCACAGAAGCCUGUGCAGGAUGAAGACAUUAGUGAACAAGUGAAAUUGGAGGCAGGUGUAAAUAAUUCCCUGGAACAGAAACCUGUGCAGGAUGAAAACAUUAGUGAACAAGUUAAAGUGGAGGAAGGUGCAAAUAAUUCCCUGUCACAGAAACCUGUGCAGAAUGACAACAUUAGUGAAGAAGUGAAAUUGGAAGUAGGUGUAAAUAAUUCCCUGGCACAGAAACCUGUGCAGGAUGACAUUAGUGAACAAGUAACACUGGAGGACCAAGCAGAGGAAAGCCUGGAAGAUGAUGGUGAUGCAUUUGAUUUUGAUGAAGAGUCAAAUCAAAUACUAGAAUGUGAUGAAAAUUGUGAUGGAGAGAAAGCUGAUGCACAGGCAGAAGAGGAUGAUGGAGGAAAUGGUGCUGUUGGAAAAACUGCCCACACAGACAAAGCUGGAGAGGGAACAGACAAAAUGGAAACCAAAGAUGCCUUGACCAAAGGUGAAGUCCUGCAGAAUAAAAAAGAUGAGCCUGAAGAAACAGGGUGCUUGCAAGGGAAAGCAUCGGGAAAAGUUGAUGAGGAGGCUGAUGUGGAGGAAGAUGAAAUCAAAGUAUCAGAUUCUAGUAAAGUGGGAAAAUUACAGGAUCGAGAUGUUUUGGAACAGGAUUUGCAAAGUGCUUUCAUUAAGAGGGCUGAAAGCAGGGAGGAUUUGCAGGCUGGUAAAAGGAGUAAGGGCAGAUCCAGAGACGACUGUACAAUCUCCUGAGUUCAGAAUCUCAAACCUGCACGAGUUCCAUGCCCUGUGACCAGUCCCAGGACACAAAGAUGCACUUUGCACAAGACAUCAGACCUUGGAAUACUCUUAGAGCUUUGUCUUUGUAGGUAACUCAGCAUAAAGUGGUAAUGAUGCAAGUAUUAAGUUAUUCACUGUUGUACCCAGCCACAAGAAAUUGUGAGUGGGUUUGGUUUUGCUGUGUCUCAGGUUGAAAGCUUAUCACCUAAUGAGGAAGCUUCACAACUUGACUAUUCAAACUAUUAUGCAAUUAAAGUACCUCUAGUGUGGAUAGCUGCUCUUGGGGAAUUUCUAUAGGAAUAUUUUUUUUUUAUUCUAGCCUAGUUGAUCAAUAUCUUGAAUGUACAUUGGGCCUUUGAUGCACAUUCUGCUUACUUGAACUUAGAUCUACAGCAAGUACAUUAACUCUUCAUGAAGGAACUCAGCAGAUCAGCCACACUGAUGGUGAAACUUCUUUCAGAAUGCUUAAAGCCUAUGAACCAAUCUCUUAUUUUUUUGAUAUGAAGAAAAAAGAUCUUUUCAUUCCACUUUGUGUGUAUUUCUUAUAUGGUCAUAUUCCAAAAUAUAGUUAGAUCACUGUGAAUCUGCUUAGUCUGAGAACUUUGGAAGAGCAAUACACAUUUUGGAGAAAGUGCAACAUGCAGGUCUUAGUUUGCUGAAAGGAAUAAAUAUAUACAUGUUUACUUCAUCUAGGCACUUUGCACCACAAUAGGCCUUUUACACCAUGUCUUACAUGGGGUUUUUAUUUUUUUCCAGAGAAAGUGUCAAUACACACUGUAACGUGUGCUUAGGUUUGCUAUCAAGUACUGUCUAGAUAUGAAUAUAUAAAAUACCUAUUUUUCCAAGAAGAUUUUUGUUUAAAAUUCCAUUUGCUUACUGCAUUAUACUUUUUUUUUUUUGCAAACUCUGAGUCUGAAAGAAUGUUUUUAUCUCUGAAACAAAUCUUAUCUCUUUCCUUCUGGAAAGAAGAUAACUUUGCGUGUCUUAACUCUUGCUGGAUAUCAGACCAAAGACGACUGUUGUUUUGUGUAUUAGCCCCCCUGUGCCUUUUGGAAAAGCUGGAUUGCUUUGAAUUGCUGGCAUAAAUUAGGCUCUUGCACUCCCUUGCUGUAUUUCCUCUUGCACCUCUGCUAGUGCUUGGGAAGGAAGAGCAUGUUUUGCAUAUAUAAAUAUUCAUUUAAAGUGUUAAGCAAUGAAUGUCCCAGGGGAAUGCAGAUCGAGGGGGGUGUGGGCUAUGGAAGGCUGUAUUUGUGUUGAUUUGUGUUUCAAAGUUGUCAGAGCACGGACAGACUGCAAAAUUUGAAGAUGUAUAUCAAAAUGUACUGCUGUAUAUAAUUUAAAUAAACAUAUUUUAUACUUUAAAGUA